AGAGACACAGCGCUUUCAUCCAUAUACACAUACACACACAUAUACUUAUACAAAAUAAAAACCCAUCAAAUUCAAAGAAUUCACCACCCUUUUUUUUUCAUUUUUAAUUUUUCUCCUAGUCUCUGUUGUUGUAAUUGCUGCGGUGCUGUUCUGGAAGAAAGCUGAGAGAGAGAGAGUGACUAUGCUGGGGGACUCAGCUGUGUUAGGAGGAGGAGGAGGUGGUGGUGGUGGUGAGGGAGGUGGCUCCGGAGAAGCAGUGGCGGCGGUGGCAUCAGCAGCAGCUGGAACCCACGACGGAGCGGCGGCGGCGGCGGCAGGUGGUGGUGGAGUUGGAUCAAAUUCAGGGGAUGAUGAAAGAGGUAGAAUCGAUGAAGGUGAACGUAGCUUCGGUGGCAAUCGGUGGCCACGACAAGAGACUUUGGCGCUGUUAAGGAUACGGUCGGAUAUGGACGUGGCGUUUCGAGAUGCAAGUGUUAAGGGUCCUUUGUGGGAAGAAGUCUCCAGGAAACUGGCAGAGCUUGGGUACCACAGAAGUGCCAAGAAAUGCAAAGAGAAAUUCGAGAACGUCUACAAGUACCACAAGAGAACCAAAGAAGGUCGAAGUGGAAAACCAGAUGGCAAAACUUAUCGUUUUUUUGAUCAAUUAGAAGCCCUUGAGAACCACCCUUCAAUUCAAUCACCCAACUCAUCAAAACCACCACAACCGGCACUACUACCUGCACCACCACCACCACCACCAGUAUCAUCACUAGUAGUAACAACAACAACAACAACAACAACUGCAUCAUCAGUGUCAUUACCAACUACUACUACAACAUCAACAACAACAGUGCCAAUGCCACUCCCUCAUGCCACUGUUCCAUCAACAAGCACACUUCCUAUACCAUUACCUCAACCCAUUCUCACUCCCCCAUCAAUAAACCUCACAAUCCCUUCAUUCCCACCAACAAACCCUACAAAUUUCCCACCAUCAACAACAAUCCCAAUCUCUUUCGCCAACAUCCCAACCGAUCUUCUCUCCAAUUCUAGCUCUUCCUCAACCUCUUCGGAUCAAACAUUGGAAGGGAGGCGCAAAAGGAAACGCAAGUGGAAGGACUUCUUCGAGAGACUAAUGAAGGAAGUUAUCGAUAAGCAAGAGGAGUUGCAAAGGAGAUUCUUGGAAGCCAUAGAGAAACGAGAACAUGAACGAAUGGUUAGAGAAGAAGCAUGGAGAGUACAAGAGAUGCAAAGGAUCAAUAGAGAGAGAGAGAUUCUCGCACAAGAAAGAUCCAUAGCUGCUGCCAAAGACGCUGCAGUUAUGUCAUUCUUGCAAAAGAUAGCUGAACAGCAAAAUCUCGGUCAAGCAUUCAGCAACAUCAACAUUUUACAACAACAACAACAACAACAACAACAACAACCGGUGGUGCCGCCGCCGCCGCCGCCGCCGCCACCACAACAAGCAGCACCAGCUCCGCCGCCGGUGCAACAACCAGCACCAGUUGCUCAGGCUGGGCCACCACCAUCAUCGUCGCAGGCUUUGAUGCUGCCAUUGGUCCCACAACAACAAGUGACGAAUAUGGAAAUCGUUAAAGCUAAUAAUAACGGUGAGAAUUUCAUGGGAGCGAGUUCUUCGAGGUGGCCAAAAGUGGAGGUUCAAGCAUUGAUAAAGCUGAGAACGAACCUUGAUUUUAAGUACCAAGAAAAUGGACCAAAAGGACCUCUUUGGGAAGAGAUCUCAUCCUCAAUGAGGAAGCUCGGUUACAACCGAAGUUCUAAAAGGUGCAAAGAGAAAUGGGAGAACAUCAACAAGUACUUCAAGAAAGUGAAGGAAAGCAACAAGAAGAGACCAGAAGAUUCCAAGACAUGCCCGUAUUUUCACCAGCUGGAUGCUUUGUAUAGAGAGAAGAACAAGUUCGACAACACGGUGGUGAAGCCGGAAAGCAUGGUGGCGCCGCUGAUGGUGCGGCCGGAGCAGCAAUGGCCACCUCAGCAGAUUGAUUCAAGAGCAGGAGCAGAUCGAGAUGUGACCAUGGAAGACGUGGAGAAUGAUCCCAUGGAGCGGCAUCAUCAGGAGGAGGAAGAUGAUGAAGAUGAAGAAGAGAAGGAUAUUGGAGAAGAUGAUGAUGAUGAUGAAGAGGAUGAUGGUAACUAUGAGAUAGUGGCAAGCAAGCCUGCAACAUCAGCAGCAGCAGGAACAGCAGCAACAACUUCAGUGGGUGCAUCAGCUGAGUAGUGAGAGGUGCAAAAGUGCUCAAAAGAAUAUGCAGCACCGAACAAAGCGUGGGGGUGGGUCAGAGAUAGUGCAGGGGUUGUCGGAACGGUGGAGGGUGGGGGGCAGAAACCGGUGGCAAUUGGGGAUGGUGAUGGUGGUGGUGGUGGUGAUGGGAAGUGUGUGUGUGUGGAAGAAUUUGAAUAUGCACGUACGGCAGAAUGUCACAUGUGUAUCGAGGUGGGAGAUCGAUGGGGUUUGGUACUUUGUUGUUGCAUAUAGUCAGUAAGAUUAUAUGUUUUUCUAUUUUAUAAAAUUUGUUUAUUUUUUUUGGGUUAAUAAAUAAGUUGAAUCAGAGAGGAAUUUAAGAUAUAUAUAUAGAGAGAGGGGUUCAGGUUCCAAAAUAACGAAUAAAGAAAAGAGAGAGAGAGAGACCUAAAUUAAGUUUUUUAAUAUAUUUUUUCAUCUUGUUUUAUGUUCACGUUGCUGUAAUGGGAGGAGAUUAGUUGGGGUAUUUGUCUUCUUCUUUUUUAUUUUUCAAUUUUGACAUUUUGUUACUCUUCAAACGCUGUCAUUGAAAAAAAAA
Messenger RNA from Gastrolobium bilobum, 2774 nucleotides. RefSeq names its product trihelix transcription factor DF1-like. NCBI's taxonomy places the organism in Eukaryota, Viridiplantae, Streptophyta, Magnoliopsida, Fabales, Fabaceae. Bases 182 to 2212 code for a protein of 676 amino acids. The transcript has 2 exons. The record is from RefSeq and is a predicted model, not a curated record.